ACUUUUGUACUACUAGAGUAGCUCUUAAAGGUUAGGAAAAUGUCAGAUUUUGACGUCUGCUCUUUUUUUGACAGGAAUUGGAAAAUUUGAUCAGAGGUCCAACAGGUUCACUUGAUUCUUGAUUUAGUUCAAAGUACAAUUUCAGUACAAUUCAGUAUUCACAAUAGUUGAAUCUUUUAAAUUAUGGCUCGUGUUUUAGUUGGUGUGAAAAGAGUAAUUGAUUAUGCUGUUAAGAUUCGUGUGAAACCCGACAAAACUGGAGUUGUAACAGAUGGCGUCAAACAUUCCAUGAACCCAUUUGAUGAAAUAGCUAUUGAAGAAGCUGUACGCAUGAAGGAACAGAAAGUAGCAAAUGAAGUCAUUGCUGUAUCUUGUGGUCCACAACAAGCACAAGAUGUUCUUCGAACUGCUCUAGCAAUGGGAGCAGAUAAGGCUAUCCAUGUUGAAGUACCAGCAAAAGAAUAUGAAACUUUACAGCCAAUUCAUGUAUCGAAGAUUCUUGCUAAAUUAGCUCAGAAUGAAAAAGCAGAUCUUGUUAUUCUUGGAAAACAAGCAAUCGAUGAUGAUUGCAAUCAAACUGCACAGAUGACUGCUGGAUUUCUCAAUUGGCCUCAAGCAACUUUUGCAUCAAAGGUGGAAAAACAAGAUGGUCAUAUUUUGGUAAAAAGAGAAAUUGAUGGUGGGUUAGAAAAUAUCAAAUGUAAACUUCCUGCAGUUAUAAGUGCUGACCUACGCCUCAAUGAGCCUAGAUACGCAACUCUACCAAAUAUAAUGAAAGCUAAGAAGAAACCUCUCACUAAAAUGACCCCUAAGGAUUUAGGAGUUGAUAUAACACCAAGGAUCAAGAUUGUUAAAGUUGAAGAUCCUCCUGUACGACAAGCCGGAGCUAUCAUACCUGAUGUAGACACCUUAGUAACAAAAUUGAAGGAAAAAGGACAUGUUGCAUAAUAUAUUAUAGUUUUAUAAAAUAUUGAAGAUAUUUUUAUAUAAUGAAAACUAAUUAUAUACAUUUCAUAGUCA
Molecule: messenger RNA, 1020 nt
Organism: Harmonia axyridis
Lineage: Eukaryota; Metazoa; Arthropoda; Insecta; Coleoptera; Coccinellidae
Gene: Etfb
Product: electron transfer flavoprotein subunit beta
Exons: 5
Coding region: 184-948 (254 amino acids)
Cellular component (GO): cytosol
Molecular function (GO): electron transfer activity
Source: RefSeq, a predicted model, not a curated record